This is a messenger RNA of Rotaria sordida, 2235 nucleotides long. The record is from the annotation of a GenBank genome assembly. NCBI's taxonomy places the organism in Eukaryota, Metazoa, Rotifera, Eurotatoria, Philodinida, Philodinidae.
AUGAUUGAUCCGCGUUUUGCCAAUCCUGGCGCGAUUCCUGUGGAAACUGGAUAUGAGGGACAUAAAUCGUCCAGUCGUCGUCAUCAUCGCCGCCACCAUCGUCAUCGUAAGAAUAAACAUGGUAUUGUUGGUGAAUCGCCAUUAAGUCGUGAUGAAUCGAUACAUAAAGUAGAUCAUAUUGAAGGUGCAUCGAUAGGUACCGGCUUUGGUGUACCAUUUAGUGGCAACAUUUCAGGAGGUUUUUUUCAACAACAACAUAUGGAUAUUAGUAAUCACGGUGAAACAUCUGAGCAAUUAGUUGAUCAACGUUCUCCAAGUGCAUUAAAUAAUGAAGUAUCACAUGUGCGCCCAUCAAUUUCACCAGUUGGAGCUGAAGCCAGACAUGGAUCUCAUCAUCGACAUCAUCGUGGUCAUCACCAUAGUCGUCAUCAUCAUCAUCAUCAUCAACAUCAUCAGCAUCAUCAGCAUUAUGUUGGUCAUACAUACACUGCUGGUGGUUAUGGUCAUGUAAGCGAUGAUAUAAUCUUUAUUGAACGUGGUCGUCACGGCCACCAUCAUCAAGCACCACCUCCUGGCUUCAUAUACAAGGGCAUGAUACAAGUUCAAGGCUGUGAUACAAUAUAUCGUUCACGAUCUCGUAGUCGACAUUUGGCCCUUCCACCACCAGCACCAGUGAGACCUAUAAAUCUCAAUCCUUGUCCACCUGGAUGGCAACUAGUGAAUGGGGUAGGCGGUAAUCCAUGUCCACCUGGUACUACUUUAUACACUGGACAAACAUUUGGAGGUUAUGGUACCCUUGGAUCAUAUGGUUCAGGUGGACAUUUUAAUUUAGGAUCAGGUUUUCCUUAUCCACCGUGUGGUCAACUUGUAGCUGAUUAUAUUGUUGAACCAAGCGCUGGUGGUUUUAUUACAUCAGGUGAUGGUGGUUAUAUGAGUAGGGAGAGGGAAGAACGUGUCCCAGGUCGACCAACCAUUAUCGAAGUUUGGCAAAGACGACCCAGAUCUCCAACACCCAUAAGAUCACGUUCUCGUACUCGUUCUCGUUCUCGUUCACGUUCACGUACACGAAGUCCACACGGUGCUACAGCAAUUGAUCUUGAACGACUUCGUAGUGACCUUCUUAUAGCUAUCGAACGUAUUACACAAGGUAUACAGGCUAAAAUACACUUGAUUGGGCAUGAAGGUGGUACUCAAACUCAUCCAAUUCGUGAAAUCAUAUCAGAAAGGGAACGAACACCUGGCGAAGUUCGGGUAAUUGUACAACCUAUCCAGCCGGUCUUCUACAUGCCGCGACAAACCGAGGUCAUACAUCAACAACCAGCACCAUACCCACAAAUAAUACCACAAAUAAUUCCUAUUCAGCAACCUACUCCUAUUGUGCAACCUGCACCGGCACCACAAAUUGUCUAUGUUCCACGGAAUGUUUACGUGCCUGUUAUUAAACCUGUCUUCGUUCCACGAGAACGUGUUAUUGUACGUCCUCAAGUCGUACACGUUGCUCGACCUGUGCUUGUUGAUCGACCAGUGCCUGUAACACAGCGACCCAUUAUUAUCGAUCGUGAACGACCUGUUCCUGUGCCAGUGCGUACUGUGGGUGUAGGAAGACCGGGUGGUGCUAGAACGAUUAGAGAAGAAUAUGUCUAUCGAGACAACUUACCUGUCGCUUAUGGUGGCCGUUGUCCUGAAUAUGCUGGUGGUAUUCACUAUGGUUAUAUGCCAACUCAACAAGAGCAUCAAUAUGCUACCAGUUCAGUUCAUGAAGUAUUAAAUAACUAUCCAGCACCAGGCCCAGUAUUGAAUGUACCUGCUCCAAACCCAUAUCAAUAUCAUCAAGCAGCUGCUCAAUACAAUUUAAAUCAAGGUGGCGGAGUAUAUGGAGGGUAUACUGAUGUAGUUGGAGCAAAUACUGCAUCAGUAGUCAAUGGUCUACCACUUGAAUGUACAGGUCCAAUUGAAGUACUCGAUGCAACUAUUAAUCCUAGUUGGCAAAGGACAGAUAAAGCAACAUUAUUACAUCGUUUUGGACGUCCAGCCUAUGACAUUGUUCAACAAACUGAUCAAAUUGAACAACAAAUACUUCAGGGAACUCUUGGUGUUCAAAGAACUCAUUCGAUGGCUAACUAUGGAGCAGGUUCUGGUUACUCAUCAUUUGCAGCUGGUAAUAUAAACAAUCUGAAUUUAGGUGGUGUUGUUCAUGGAGUUGGAGCACCAAUAGAUCCAUACAUCAAUUAUUAA